This is a messenger RNA of Stereum hirsutum FP-91666 SS1, 1076 nucleotides long. RefSeq lists its product as uncharacterized. The transcript has 7 exons. The coding region runs from base 109 to 759 and encodes 216 amino acids. Lineage: Eukaryota; Fungi; Basidiomycota; Agaricomycetes; Russulales; Stereaceae. The record is from RefSeq and is a predicted model, not a curated record.
GUUCGUCGACUCGUUCUCUCUUCGUCCGUCGUUACACGCACUCUCUAUCCAUCUUUUGUUUCAAUCCUCCACCACUGUUCUCUUAACUUUUCAGUAUACCAGUUCAUCAUGAAGUCCUUCACCGCCAUCGCUGCCCUUGUCGCCGUUGUCCCCGCACUCGUCAGUGCUGAUCUGUUGGUCAACACCCCGACGAGCGUUGUUCAGUGCGAGCCCGCCCAAUUCACUUGGCAGGAUGGUACCCCUCCGUACUUCCUGACCUUGAUCCCUGCGGGUCAGCCUUCUGCCUCCCCUCUCAAGGACUUCGGCACCCAGACCGGCACCAGCUACACCUGGAAAGCUGAUCUCGCCGCGAACACCAACUUCGACAUCGCUCUCAAGGAUAGCACUGGUGCGACCGUCUACUCGUCCCAGGUGACCAUCCAGACCUCCAGCGACUCUAGCUGUGUCAACUCGACUGUCGAAGAAACCGGUAGCAGCUCCAGUAGCGGCAGCAGUGGCUCGUCAGUUUCUACGAGCUCCUCGACCACUUCGACUUCAGCGUCUGACAGCACUUCACCUACUUCAUCCACCAGAUCUUCAAGCGCGUCGUCCGGCUCUUCAGCUUCCGGCUCGGCCGCCAGCGCCAGUGGCUCUGCCUCCUCGACCGCGAGCUCCAGCGCGUCCACGGCGUCGUCCUCGAGCGCCGCUUCCGGUGGUUUCUCCAUCCCCGCCUUCGGCCUCGCUGGUGUUAUGGGUCUUGUUGGCGCCGCUUUGUUCUAAGCAUCUAGCCACUGAUUCGAUCCGUGACGGUCAUUAGAGUGUCGAUGGACAGCUGUCUGUGCUCCGUCAGAACGCGUACCUUACAGCGGACAAUCAUCUCCUAGUUUAUCACCUCUCGUCUUGGCAGUGUGUCGGCCCCUCCUUAAAUACCUUUGUCUGUCUUUUAGUCUUUUUCCUUCCUGUGACAUCCCGCCCUGGUUGAACGAUUUUUUUACUACACUUUUGACUUGUCCGCAAUACCGUGUUUUUCCUCAUCGCCUCCCAUGUGUGACCUCUGUUGUCGACUGCGAAGAAGGUGCAGCAACCACUCUCACUCU